Solanum verrucosum is the source of this 1382-nucleotide messenger RNA. RefSeq names its product GDSL esterase/lipase At1g71691-like. The transcript has 4 exons. The record is from RefSeq and is a predicted model, not a curated record. Gene Ontology annotation, molecular function: hydrolase activity, acting on ester bonds. The coding region runs from base 10 to 1281 and encodes 423 amino acids. NCBI's taxonomy places the organism in Eukaryota, Viridiplantae, Streptophyta, Magnoliopsida, Solanales, Solanaceae.
GAUAAAAACAUGGCUAAGUUUAUAAGGUUUUGUUUGUUUUUCAUGAUGUUAACAAUUAGUUCAGUAGUAGGAGAUGGCGAUUAUGCAUACGAUUACGAUGAUGCAUAUGCCCCAGCGCCAGCAUCGAUACCGGCAUCGACUUCAGCGGUACCAGCGGUACCAGCGCCACCACCGGCAUCGACUUCAGCGGUACCAGCGGUACCAGCGCCACCACCGGCAUCGACGUCACCGGUACCAGCGCCACCACCGGCAUCGACGUCACCGGUACCAGCGCCACCACCGGCUGUGGUACCAGCUUUGUUUGCUUUCGGAGACUCAUUGAUAGAUAGUGGAAACAACAACCAGCUUUUCUCAUUUGCCAAAGCCAAUUAUUUGCCUUAUGGCAUUGAUGUUGGUGGCCCUACUGGACGCUUCUCUAAUGGCUACACCAUCCUUGAUCAGAUCGGUGUGCUUCUGGGAUUGCCUCUGCUUCCAUCAUAUUCAGAGGAGUUCAACGUGGAUACAAUGCGUUUCGGAGUGAACUAUGCCUCUGCUGCUGCUGGUAUCCUUGAUGUUACUGGUUUUCACUUUGUGGAACGAAUCCCAUUCAGUUAUCAAAUAAAAAACUUUGAGAACACGUUGGUAAAUUUGAUAAAAAAUAUGAGUGCACCCAUUGUGAAAGAGGCAAUUCCCAAGUGCAUCUUCUUUGUGGGUAUGGGAAACAAUGAUUACCUCAACAAUUACAUUAUGCCUGUCUACUUUACUCAAGAUCAAUACUCUCCUCAAAAGUUUGCUGAAUUACUCGUUCAUCAGUACAAAGCUCAAUUAACAAAAUUGUACGAUCUUGGAGCACGGAAAUUUAUUAUUACUGGGAUUGGACAAAUGGGUUGCAUCCCAAGCAUGCUAGCAGAAACUUCACGUGGUGGAUGUUCAGAAUCUGUAAACGAAAUGGUGCAUCCAUUCAAUUCAAAACUAAGGACAAUGAUCAUGAAACUGAACAAGGAUCUGGCUGGUGCACACUUCAUAUUCCUUGAUAUGGAAUAUAUGUUUAAGGAUAUCUUUAAAAACCACAAGGCGUAUGGGUUUAGUGUGAUAGACCGUGGAUGUUGUGGUCUAGGGAAAAACCAAGGGGAAGUAACUUGUCUUCCAUUUGAAAUACCAUGUGCAAACAGAGAUGAGUACUUAUUUUGGGAUGCAUAUCACCCCACAUCUGCAGUAAAUCUCUUGCUUGGAAGAAUGGCUUUCUAUAAUGAUGCCAACUAUUCUUAUCCUAUCAAUAUUCAGCACCUUGCUCUUAUCUGAUCUCAGAUGGAACUUCUACAUUACAUGAUCCGUCUUCCUUGUUAACUUACAUUUAUUAUCAGUUAUGAUGAAUUACAAUAAUUUAUGAAUAUCUUUCUUCC